Molecule: messenger RNA, 1565 nt
Organism: Theobroma cacao (cacao)
Lineage: Eukaryota; Viridiplantae; Streptophyta; Magnoliopsida; Malvales; Malvaceae
Source: RefSeq, a predicted model, not a curated record
CUCUCUCUCUGUAUCCCCCUUUAAAAUUUAGAAAAGGCUCUCCUUUUUUCUCUCUGUUUCUCUCUCUCUCUGUGACACAAGAUCAACUAAUCAACCACAGUUGCAUUGCUUUGGUGAACUUGAAGAAUGCCCCAUUUGCUCCUGAAGGUGCUUAUGGGAGAUAACUGUUCUUGUGGUCACCUAACCUUUUAACUCAAGUGCAAAGAGAGUAUACUGAGAUGGGCACUGUGCACCGCAGUGGAGUUUUUAAGAAAACAAAUGAUAGUGCAAGGAUCAUUAUCAUAACAAUUCUUGGAGUCGUUUUUGGAUUUUUUAUUGGUGUAUCAUUUCCAUAUGCUUCCCUUAAUAAGAUUCACUUACCUUCAAGCUUGAUAUCAUCUCUUGAUGUAGCCCUUCCUGAUGACAAUGAUUUUCCCAGAGACAGAUCUCCUGAAACAACCGGGGGCAAUGUUCCUAAGAUAUAUGUUCCAACAAAUCCUCGUGGUGCAGAAUUAUUACCUCCAGGAAUUGUUGUUGCAGAAUCUGACCUUUACCUGCGCAGAUUAUGGGGUGAACCUGGUGAGGAUCUGAAGAAGAAACCAAAGUAUUUAGUAACAUUUACAGUUGGUAUUGCACAGAGGAAUAAUAUUGAUGCAUGUGUUAAAAAGUUUUCUGAGGAUUUCCAAAUUUUGCUUUUUCAUUAUGAUGGCCAUACAACAGAAUGGGACCAAUUUGAGUGGUCAAAGAAUGCAAUCCAUGUUAGUGUGAGGAAGCAAACAAAAUGGUGGUAUGCAAAAAGGUUUUUGCAUCCAGACAUCGUUGCUUCUUAUGAAUAUAUUUUCAUCUGGGACGAAGAUCUGGGAGUGGAACAUUUCAACGGGGAGAGAUACAUAGAAUUGGUCAAGAAACAUGGUUUGGAGAUCUCACAACCAGGUUUGGAGCCCAAUAAUGGACUGACAUGGCAGAUGACAAAGAGGAGAGGUGACCGAGAAGUUCACAAAAUUACUGAAGAGAAACCGGGCUGGUGUAGUGAUUCACAUUUGCCUCCAUGUGCUGCUUUUGUGGAAAUUAUGGCACCAGUGUUUUCUCGGGAAGCUUGGCGUUGUGUAUGGUAUAUGAUUCAGAACGAUUUGGUGCAUGGAUGGGGAUUGGAUUUUGCUCUCAGAAGAUGUGUUGAGCCUGCGCAUGAAAAAAUUGGUGUGGUAGAUUCACAAUGGAUUAUUCAUCAAGUAAUUCCUUCUCUUGGGAGCCAGGGCAAGCAGGAGGAUGGAAAAGCUCCUUGGGAAGGGGUUAGAGCAAGGUGCAAAAACGAAUGGUCAAUGUUUCAGAAUCGUCUUGCAAGUGCAGACAAGGCAUACCUUGCUCAGCUUGGAAAGGAAUAAAUUUAUAUUGUUUUUUUUCCCCCAAACCUCUCUCAUUGUCACCCCACAUUUGUACAUGUAUCAUCUCACAUGAUGUUUGUUAGAGUUCAGUUUAAGUGACAUUUUUUGCUGUGAAAGAAGGGUAGACUCAAUUCCUGAGCCACAUUUUUUGUACCUUAUGAUUUUUACAGCUAUAUAAAAAGGAGAGAAUCAUUUGUUAUCUCA